Rhagoletis pomonella (apple maggot) is the source of this 1189-nucleotide messenger RNA. RefSeq lists its product as uncharacterized. Bases 1 to 828 code for a protein of 275 amino acids. The record is from RefSeq and is a predicted model, not a curated record. The transcript has a single exon. NCBI's taxonomy places the organism in Eukaryota, Metazoa, Arthropoda, Insecta, Diptera, Tephritidae.
AUGUCCUCCACACAUUGCCAAUUAUCAACGAACAGUCAUUUCACUGCUAUCAUCGUGAUUCCUGCCAUCAUCUAUACACUACUGCUCACAUUGUCAAGCACGCUUGCCAGCGCCUAUGUGCUCAAUCCCACCAACAUCCUCACACUGGCCAAAUCUGCACAACCACAACAGCAGCAAUACUCGUAUCAAGAACGUAAGCCCACAUCAGCGCUUGCUUCCAAAGUACUAUUUCAUAGUCCAUCCUUGGCAAACUUCUACAAAGAUAUGAUUGUCUCAUCAAAGCCACUGCAUCUACGCAAACAUGGUAAUGGCCAGAAGGCGAAGAAAACGAAGAAGGACUCGAAAAUCUAUUAUAUUCCAAUACCUCCAAUGCCAUAUCGUUAUAUACCCGGUGUGGGAUUGGACUAUCAGCCAGUCAAAAUCAAGCCCAUUUUGCAAGAGGCACCAUUGGCGGCAGGCAGCAUUGCUGGUUUGAAUCAAAUUGCACAUGUGAGUAGUAGUAGUAGUAGCAAUGCGGGUGGACCGACGACAGUCAACGCGAAUCAGCACGCAGCAUUAAGCCAGCUGAGUGAAAAUAAUAACCGCACACCUGUUGGUAGUAAAGGUGCUUCCCAUGGGAGUGCGAACAAAAAUAAGCUUGAUGUAUCGGCAAAUAGACUGACCAGCAGCGUAGGCGGCGAAAGUAAAUUGUAUCGCAUGCAUCGCGGUGAUUAUUAUUUCAAUGGACGGCCAUUUAGACUGCAGGUGGCGCAUGCGCAACCAAAGAAUCAAUUAACGCCACUUAAUUUUAAGUCUAAACUGUAUUUUAACAAGAAUAUUAUUUAUUAAAUUAUUAAAGCCAACAAAUGAUGAAGACUAACAACAAUAUAAUAGUAUAUGUGUUCUAUUUUAAUCAACGGUGUAGUGAUGUGGGUGAGGAGGUCAGCUUGAGGCAACUCAGACAACUCAAUGUGCUGGUUUACAUAUUGGUAGGCUUUGGAUUUAUUUUUUUCAUUUAUUGUGGCCUUGAACUCGAAAUCAAAAUGAUUUAAUGUUAUUUUGAUGCCAUUACAAGUUAUUUCAGAUAAUUAAUUACCUCUCAUUACCAGUAGCAAUAUUUACAAAGCGAAUUCGUUUGAUUUGUUACUGGUAAUUUAUAUAAUAUUUUGCAUGCGUAUGAAUAUGUGUUAGUGAAAUAAUUUGCCGAAAU